This is a messenger RNA of Mirounga angustirostris (Northern elephant seal), 3120 nucleotides long. It is a transcript of the gene CCDC125, whose product is annotated as coiled-coil domain containing 125. NCBI's taxonomy places the organism in Eukaryota, Metazoa, Chordata, Mammalia, Carnivora, Phocidae. Gene Ontology annotation, cellular component: cytoplasm. Bases 273 to 1535 code for a protein of 420 amino acids. The transcript is spliced from 12 exons. Gene Ontology annotation, biological process: negative regulation of cell motility; negative regulation of Rho protein signal transduction. The record is from RefSeq and is a predicted model, not a curated record.
UGUAGGUUAUGCUUCCUUGGGGAAGUGGGCGGUUAAGGGAAAUGUGGGCUGGAUCUGGAGAAAAGGAAGAAUAAAGGAAGUCUGCUACUGUGAAGAAGGGGCUCAUUAGCUUGUUUCUAAUCCAGAGAAAUCUUUAAAUCCUGCCAAGUUUCUGGACCACCACGAAGUCCCUUCAGUUACUUCAAGGACGUCGGACAUUAGAAAAUACUAUCAAAAUCACUUCCCCCAGAUAACAACCUGGUUUUCCUUAUGUUAAAUACGGCAUCUGGCUGAUGAGCAGGGUUGUGAGGCCGCCGAGUGAGGCAGAGGUGUGGACCUGGGAAACAGAGGACGAUGACAUGGCAGAAGGCGACUUAGGGUAUGGCCUCGGAAGAAGGCCCGGCGGUAUUUACGAAGUGCAAGUUUCACACCUACCGACAUCAAGAAAAAGAUCUGAUGGCAAGAACUUCAGCCCGCCCCCACUUCCAGGAAAGGGGGAAGAAAGAAGUGGUGCCAUUUUUCAGUAUUCCAGGCAUAAGAGCUUGCAAGAUACAUACCCCGCAGAGCCCAGAACUUCCCACUACACACGACAGAGUAGCAGUGAUUCUAAUUCAGAAUUGUCAAAUGUAGAAUUAAAGCGACGUCUUCAGGAUACUCUAGAGGAGGUAGAAAUUUUAAAAACUGAACUUGAGGCAUCUCAAAGACAACUAGAAGGUAAAGAGGAAGCACUAAAAAUUCUUCAAAGCAUGGCAAUUUUUGGCAAAGCCACAAGUCACACCCAAAUGAUGCUGCAAAAAACUAUGGAACAAAAGAGAUCCUUGGAGAAGGAAAUAAAUGCCCUGCAGUGGGAAAUAGAGUUUGAUCAGAAUAGAUUUAAAAAUAUAGAGGAAUCAUGGACCCAAAAAUAUGACAGGCUAAACUGUGAAAAUGCAGUCCUCCAAGAAACUUUAAAUGUAAAAACAGAAGAAAUUAAAAUGCUCAAGUCGGAAAAUGCACUUUUAAAUCAACAGUAUUUAGAGGCCCUCGCCAUGCUUGAUGUCAAACAGCAGAUGGUGGCUCCGGAAAACGUGUGCCAUGAUAAAAGUGGUUUUACAGAGGUUUCAGGUCUUGAGGUAGGUAAGCAGCUUGCUGUCCUCGGAGCCUGCCUCUGCCAUGGCCCUAGAGGGAGGCCCUGUGAUUGUGCCAAAAUGGCAGCGUCUGCUCGCGGAAUGCUUCUUAAGCUCAAACAGGAGCUGGGACUUUUGCAGAAGAGUAAAGAAGAAGCUUACAUAAUGGCAGAUGCAUUCAGAAUUGCAUUUGAGCAACAAUUAAUGAGGAAAAAUGACCAGGCACUGAGAUGGACACAAAUGGAUAAAAUGUAUACAAAAGCAACAAAAUGGAUAAAUUGGAAGCACCUUAAGGAGGAUGGGUUACCAUCACGAGGAAGUAAGAAGACCUUAGGGCAGAAACUGCUGGGGAUGCUCCCUUCAGAAAACAGUUCUAAGAAGACCGAUGACCAGAAUAACCCUCAGGAGGUCUUUAAGAUGCUAACAGAGUUGAUGGAGAAUACCAUGUGACAAGGCAUGUGGACUGCCUUAAGAAGCUGGGAAAGGCCUCUGGCUGACAGCUACCAGGACAAGAAGCACGUGCAUUAAAAUUACAUGAAAUGAAUGAGUUUGGAAGCCAAUUCUUCCCUAGAAACUCAGAUCAACUGACAUCUUGAUUUUGACCUAUGCAAAAAACACAGUUGGGCCAGGUCAGACAUCUGGCUUACAGAACUGUGAGCUAGUAAAUUUGUGUUACUUUAAGCUGCUAUAUUUAUGGUAAUUUUUAUACAGAACAAGAAAAAUAACAGUCCAUAAAGCAUGAGUAUGUAGUGUUAUAUACAUAAUAUAUAUUUUUAUAUAUUAAAUGAAUAUUAAAUAAACUAGAUUUAUAUGUAUUAACAUGGAAGGAAUUAAAGUUUUGAGUAAAAAAAAUUAUGAGAUGUACAGCCUAUCACUCAUAAAAUUUUGAGACCCAAAACAAUAUGGUGUAUUAUUACACGUAUUUUUAUAAAAUAGCAGUAUAAAAUCAUGGAAGGACACACUCAUUUCCUAAGAGUCACUCUCCUUUCGGGAAGGUGAAAAGGAAAAGAAUGGAAUGACAUAUUAAAGGACCUCAAUUUCAUUUGUAAUUUUUUCUUCUUUUUUUCCUAUUUAGUAUAUUAACAUUUGUUAACUCUAGGUAGGAGGUAUAUGCUACAUUUCUACUCCUGCUUCAAUUUUUGAAUACUACCCCUGCUACUACAAAUCUGUGGCCAGAUCACCAAAGUAACUGAUGAUUAUUUUUAUUAAGGUUUCCUUAAUGCAUUUUCAAUUCUACAUUUCAGAGAAUUGAACUUAAUCUUACUUUUGCACUCUCAUCAAAAAAAUCAGAAUUAAGUUUGUUUUAAAAUACAUUUAAUAAAAAUAAUCCAGUUUUACAUAUUUUACAUGUGUGGAAUAUUUACAAAUUCCUUCUACAGCAUUUACUAAACGUUUACUAUUUCUCCAUUAUUUGCCUUGACUAUUUCCUUCAGUAGUAAAAUACUGUCCAGUGAUCUCUGUAACUAAAAAAUUAGCUUCUUGGGUAAUCCUCCUAGGUGAAAAAAAAAUGAGGUUGUUCACAUUUAAUCUUAACAGCAAUUCUAACCAGUCACUGCAUUCCAACUACAUUCAUUUUACUUGCUUUGAUUUGCUAAUAAGACUUAUUUAACAUUAAGCAUACAGGAUACCAGUAAAAAUUUAUGAAGAAAAUAAGGUACAUAUUGGUAAGUUCUCGCAACUCUGAGGUAUACUCAGAAGUGCCCAUAUCCUUUUAAAAAGCUUGAUUUAAUUAUUUUCAGUGGAAACAAAUAACACUAAAAUACCACAUUCUGUACCACACUUACGAAACAGCUCACAAUCUACAUUUCUUAGCUGCCCCUCGAUCACUAGCUAUAUAUGACCUACUUGGGAGUUUUCUGAAUUCAUUUCUUAUGAAAAUGAAAGUUUUACCUUGUUCCAAGGCCUGUGUUCUCUUCCGUUUUGUUGCUACAGCUGGAUUUGACUGCUCCUUUAGAGUUUCCAAUGGACAGUUUGGUCUUGGCAGCUGACAUCCAGGUGUUGGCCCUGGCCGAUUACUGAAAUAUUUAGUUUUCAA